AUGCAAGCGAAUAAAACCUAUUUUGACAGAAUAUACCUAAGAAAUUAUGAACCUGAAAUAAUAAAGCGAAUGAAAAAUGGUGAUGCCCCAUUUUUAAAUGAUCAUUUAGGGACAUUGCCUUAUCAUUGCGAUCCCUAAACCAAUUUCAAGAAUUUGCUUAAGUAAAGGACUAUUACAGCAGAGAAGACUAAAGCUAUGCAUUAUUCCAAUAAUAUAAGUCAUGAAAAAGAAGAUAGAAAAAUGAUCGACCUAGGUAAAAUAGAUGCUAAAAUGAUAUUCAACCCAGACUUUAGGUCACCUCAUAGCUUCUAUAAAACUGUGUAUUCUACAAACAAUAAAUCUUAGGAACGAAGCUUUAACUUAAACCUUAACCAAAGCUUUAAAGGAAAGAAUGAUUCUCAGGCUUGGAUUUAACAUAAUGAGUCAUUAAGAAAAAAAGACCCAUAUAUUGAUGGUUUAGAAGUAAUUGGAAAGCUUAAAAGAGACAGAUCGAAAGAUAAGGAUGUAAGUCCGAGAGAAUUUUAUGUGAACACCUCAACUUUAAAUACAACAAUGGAGGCUUAGAAGCAUAAUUUAAAGUCACUCAGACAACUUGAAAUAUAAAAGUUAAAUCAAACACUUCAAAAAAAUAUUUCUUCAGGUAUCGCCCUUGAAAAAUAGAGUAGCUUUUAUUAGAGUGGCAGUAUAAGAAACAUGCUAAAUUAAACAUAAUCAAAUAUUACAGGCAGUAAGAACAAAAUAAACUAUGAUUCAGUGCAGAGUUUACAAAACUCAUCGUUUGUUGAGAAGCCAAAGCCUGAAAACAUGCUGAUCUAAAAAUAUAUUAACCCUUAAAAUAACAAAUUCAAAUCAAUCGCUGCUAUUGAUAAUACCUUGAAUGAGUCUUAAUCAAAAAUUUACUUUAAAAGCUUAGAGACUAGUUCUUACUUCCAUAAAAAUAAGGUACAAUAGAAGCAAAAAAUUGAAGAAGAAUUGAGUCAGCUAAAGAGCAAGACUGCUCUUGAAUUUAAAUAGUUAAUGCCCUAUGCGGCUAAUAUAUAAAAAGAGAGAUCAAGUCUUUUGGCUAAAAGAAAGUCAGUAGGACCAGAGAUGAAUAUUAUCAGUGUUCAAAGUCAUCAUUCAAUAAGCAAUAGUUUUAAUAUUAAUAAUGUUCUGAAGGGGAAUCAUCAGAUUAACUAAAGCAAUGGAGGUAUGAAUCCUGUAGGACCAGUCUCAGAUGAGUCUAGAAUUAACUAUUCUAUGAUAUCGCUAAAAAAUGAUAAUAAAAUGAGAUUUGCUACUCCAGGGCGUGGAAUCCAAAGCGAAGAUAAUUUGGAUUCUUAACCGCAGAAGAUAAAUUUAAGGCUAAGAACUGCUUUGACAAAGGAAAGAUAAAAAAACUCUUAAUUUAAAAGUUUUGCAAGAUGA
Molecule: messenger RNA, 1407 nt
Organism: Stylonychia lemnae
Lineage: Eukaryota; Ciliophora; Spirotrichea; Sporadotrichida; Oxytrichidae
Source: the annotation of a GenBank genome assembly